Molecule: messenger RNA, 936 nt
Organism: Camarhynchus parvulus
Lineage: Eukaryota; Metazoa; Chordata; Aves; Passeriformes; Thraupidae
Gene: GADD45GIP1
Product: GADD45G interacting protein 1
Cellular component (GO): nucleus
Source: RefSeq, a predicted model, not a curated record
GGGACCCCCGCCCAGACCCCGCCCCCAUCCCGGUAACCGACAGCGCUGACCCCGCCCCUCACCCGGACUCCGCCUCACUGCUCCCCGCGCCUUCAGUCGCUUUGACGUCACUUCCGGCGCGCGGCCAAGAUGGCGGCGCCCUUGCGGCGGGCGCUGCUGGCGCUGGGCCCGGCCCGGUCGCGGUUCCCGGAGCCGGUCCCGGUCCCGGUGCGGCCUUACCGGGCGGAUCCGCUCCGCCGCCGCCCGGGCCCGGCUCCCGCCGACCCGAAGGACCUGCGGGCGGCCGCGCGGCGGUUCGGGCGGCUCGGGGAGGCCUCGGGGGUGCCGGUGUGGCGGCUCUGGCCCAGCCCGGAGCAGCUGCGGGAGGCGGAGGCGGAGGAGCGCGAGUGGGACCCGCCGCUCCGGGAGGUGGAGGCCGUGCUGGAGCAGCGGGAGAGGGAGGAGGCGCGGCGGAGAAAGGAGAGGGCGGAGCUGGUGUCCCGCAGCCUGGCGGCCAUGCCCGCCCGUGUCGCCGCCUGGCGCCGGGACCGGGAGGCCGGGGAACGGGCGCGGGCGGAGGCGGCGCGGCGGCAGCGGCUCCUGGCCGAGGCGGGGCUGGGGGCGCUGCCGCGGCCCGGGACCCCGCCCGGGUCGGCCCGAGCGCAGGAGCUGCUGGAGGAGCUGGAGAAGCAGCGGCGGCGGGAGGAGAAGCGGCGGCGGCGGCAGGAGCGGGAGGAGGCGGCGCUGAGCGCCUGGCCGCGGCGGAGGCGGCGGCGGCUGCGCGGCCGCUCCCCGGGACCGCCCCCGAGAGCGCUCCCAGACCCACCGGGGCCUCCUCCUGACCCCCCCGGUAAUGUCGGGACCCCCCCCAGUGUCCGGUGCCCACCGGGAGGGUCCCGUGAGCCCCCCCGGACAGAAGGAGGACACCCCAGAAUGGGUUUAAAACUCUGCAUUUAA